Messenger RNA from Cetraspora pellucida, 282 nucleotides. Lineage: Eukaryota; Fungi; Glomeromycota; Glomeromycetes; Diversisporales; Gigasporaceae. The record is from the annotation of a GenBank genome assembly.
GAUCUUAUAAAACAAGUGAUUGAAAGUGCUAUUCCAAUUUUUGAACAAACACAUUUUAGUAAAACUGCACUCUUUAUGUUUGAUAACAACUGCUCUCAUAACACAUAUACUAAUGAUGCCUUAGUUGUUUCACAGAUGAAUUUAAAAAAUAGAAGCAAGCAACCUCUACUUAGAGAUGAAAAAAUGUCUGAAGGCUCUGUUUAUGUAAUAACAUUUGUAAAUGAGAAUAGUAUAAAAAAACCAAAAGAGAUUCAAUGUAUUCUUGAAGAAUGUGGCCUGUGA